AAAAGGAGCGGCGGAGACGACCGGACGUGCAUCGAUGUAACACUUGAAGUUAAAGCGGUUCUGAGGCGGAUUUUCUUUGAUUUGGUUGGGAUUGCAGUAAACAAGAAUACUUAUAUAGCAGGUUUUGCACCUCAGCAGAUGAGAAUACUGCUCUGGGGUGCCUGGCUUGCGGUUUACGUUGCAUUUCUUCUGUUUCUGCGGAGGAUGUGGACUGGGAAGCAUCUCCGGAGCCCACUCGCCAAAUCUCUGUACUUGAGCAUGAUGAAUGAGGCAGGAAGCUGUCACGACACAAAUCAGUGGUACGUCUGUCACACCGACUUCCUGAACAAGUCUCUAGAAGCCGCUUUUAUCCAGUGUCACCUGGAUGUUGAGACCCAGGAGUUUCUAAACAGAAGCAGAGAGAAGUCCACCUGGCUCCUCACUCAGAUGUACCACUCCUUUAUCUCCACUGUUUUCGGCCCCUUCAUGUCCAGGACCAACAUCAAUGGGCUUCUAGGAAGAGGAUCCAUGUUUGUCUUCUCUUCGGAGCAGUUCCGCCAGUUGCUGGGGGUGACUUCUGACUGGAGGACCAAAAGACUUCUAGACCUGGGAGCUGGAGAUGGUGGUGUUACUCAGAUCAUGAGCCCCCACUUCGAGGAGAUCUACACCACAGAAGUGUCUGCCACCAUGAGGUGGCAGCUUCAGAAAAAACAGUACAAGGUGUUGGAAAUAGACGAAUGGCAGAAGGCUGGCUUCAAGUACGAUGUGAUCAGCUGCCUGAACCUCCUUGAUCGAUGUGAACAGCCCGUCACUCUGUUGAAUGACAUCCGCAGAGCUCUGGAGCCCACCAGAGGCAGGGUGAUUUUAGCUACAGUACUGCCCUUUCAUGCCUCUGUGGAAGAAGGUGGGAAGUGGGUACAACCUUCUGAGCUCCUGAACGUGCAGGGCCAGAUAUGGGAAGAUCAAGUGAACAGCCUGGCCGGUGGCGCCUUGUGGGAGGCCGGCUUUACUGUCGAGGCGUUCACGAGGCUGCCUUACCUCUGCGAGGGCGACUUGUACAACGAUUACUACGUGCUGGAUGAUGCCGUCUUCGUUCUGCGGCCCCGCGACUCGAUCCCAGGGGAGGGGGUGCCAACGUUGGGUCUGCCAUAGAUGCUGUAGACCCGGAAUGAAUGGUAAAUUGUGAUAUGCCGGCACGUCGAGUCUGGUUGUGGGUGAACCUGCUUUUCAAUACGGAGAUUGAUUUGCGUCCUCUCCAGUUUUUUUUUUUUGUUUUUAUCCCCCAUUGUGGUUCAAAAGUUACUUUCACGUCUGUGCCCCCAUAGCUUUUGACCACGUGUUCCAUCUUGUGGCUUGGACUGUUUACUGCGUUUUUAAUGAUUUACUGGGAAUUCCAUUUUUUGGUGCCACAAAGCAAGUGGAUCACAAACAGACUUUCAAAUCCACAAAACGAAACUGAGGAACAUGCAGAACUCCAGCAGAUGCCACUGUGCAGGUUAGAAUUAUGUGCUUGAUGUGAUUAUUUUAUUGUUUUCUCUCCAUAAUGGAGUUAGCAAAAGACUGCAGUCCUGCCAACCUGAGGACCUUUGUGCCUAAAGGUCUGUAAGCCUGUACUAAAAAAUAAAAACAAAUACACCGUGUAUUAAAAAUCCAUCAUUUUAAUACAUUUUUAAAAAUAAAGCGUGACUAUGAAUUUAAAUGA
This is a messenger RNA of Erpetoichthys calabaricus (reedfish), 1681 nucleotides long. RefSeq names its product methyltransferase like 9 (gene mettl9). The record is from RefSeq and is a predicted model, not a curated record. The transcript has 6 exons. Gene Ontology annotation, molecular function: protein-L-histidine N-pros-methyltransferase activity. Bases 139 to 1131 code for a protein of 330 amino acids. NCBI's taxonomy places the organism in Eukaryota, Metazoa, Chordata, Cladistia, Polypteriformes, Polypteridae.